Molecule: messenger RNA, 1183 nt
Organism: Gossypium raimondii (Peruvian cotton)
Lineage: Eukaryota; Viridiplantae; Streptophyta; Magnoliopsida; Malvales; Malvaceae
Product: probable xyloglucan endotransglucosylase/hydrolase protein 6
Exons: 4
Coding region: 28-897 (289 amino acids)
Biological process (GO): cell wall biogenesis; xyloglucan metabolic process
Cellular component (GO): cell wall; apoplast
Molecular function (GO): hydrolase activity, hydrolyzing O-glycosyl compounds; xyloglucan:xyloglucosyl transferase activity
Source: RefSeq, a predicted model, not a curated record
CGCUAUUUUUAUAAUUUACAGAUCACCAUGGCCUUAAAGGAUGAUUUUCUUUUCAUUUUCUCAUGUAUGCUUGCAAUUUCCCUCUCAUCAUCAAUCUUGGGACGACCGGCCACCUUUCUUGAAGAUUUUGGAAUCACUUGGUCUGAUUCCCAUAUUAAGCAAAUCGAUGGAGGGAGGGCCAUCCAACUUAUUCUAGACCAAAAUUCAGGCUGUGGAUUUGCUUCCAAAAGGAAGUAUUUGUUCGGACAUAUUAGCAUGAAAAUUAAGCUCAUCUCCGGUGACUCUGCCGGAACAGUCACCGCUUUUUAUAUGAAUUCUGAUACAAAUACUAUAAGAGAUGAGCUAGAUUUCGAGUUCUUGGGAAAUCGAACCGGGCAGCCUUAUACUGUCCAGACCAAUAUCUACACUCAUGGAAAGGGUGACAGGGAACAAAGAGUAAACCUUUGGUUUGAUCCUGCUGCAGAUUUCCAUACUUACACAAUUAUGUGGAACCAUCACCAUAUUGUGUUCUAUGUUGACGAAGUGCCAAUCCGAGUUUACAAGAACAAUGAAGCUAUAAAUAUCCUAUAUCCAAAGUUACAGCCUAUGGGAGUGUAUUCAACGCUUUGGGAAGCCGAUGAUUGGGCAACAAGGGGAGGCCUGGAGAAAAUUGAUUGGAGCAAAGCUCCUUUCUUAGCUUAUUACAAGGACUUUGACAUUGAAGGGUGUGCUGUUCCAGGACCAACAAGCUGUGCCUCAAACCCUAGGAACUGGUGGGAAGGCACUGCUUACCACGCCCUUAAUGCCAAGGAAGCUAGAAGAUACAGGUGGGUUCGUUUGAACCACAUGAUCUACGAUUACUGUACCGACAAGUCGCGAUACCCGGUUCCCCCACGAGAGUGCCUAGCCGGAAUCUGAAAAUCCUACCCAAAUUUCCCUAUCCAACUCAGCUGUCCAGAAUAUUGAUAUACCAUACGUCUCAUGCCGUACUUUUACAUACGUCUCCUUUUUUACAAUAAUAUUUGUGUAGUUAUUAUUGUGGCAUAAAAUAUUUGUGAAGUGAAAGGUGCACGGAAUUCUUGAAUGGGCAAAGUCAACUUCUGUUUGUGGACAUGUUUUUGUCCGUAUUUAUUUAGUGCAUAUUAUUUUGUGCCAGUAAGAACUUUAGCCCGAACGAUAAUUUAUUAACUCGACAUUUUCUCCA